Messenger RNA from Megalops cyprinoides (Indo-Pacific tarpon), 5579 nucleotides. RefSeq names its product polyamine-modulated factor 1-binding protein 1. The transcript has 38 exons. The record is from RefSeq and is a predicted model, not a curated record. Gene Ontology annotation, biological process: spermatogenesis. The coding region runs from base 1088 to 5320 and encodes 1410 amino acids. Lineage: Eukaryota; Metazoa; Chordata; Actinopteri; Elopiformes; Megalopidae.
CCUGUUUUUGUCUUCACAGCGGCACCCGCCCUUGGCUCCGUGCCCAGUGCCACCGAACCUCGCGGGAACCACGGCAACGCUUCCCGGCGCCCAUGGAGUUCAUGGAGACUGGCACACUGACUUCCCUUCCCAGGAUCCUUUGCUCCACCAUCUGCGCCGGCAGCUUAAAGAGGUGUCUGUCUCCUACGAGGAAGCCCAAGCUAAGGUGGAGGAGCGUGAGGCCCGGAUCCAGGAGCUGCAGGACACCAUCACCGAGCUGCACCAGGAGAUAUCCCUGAAGGACGAGGACAAGCUGGGCCUGCUGCAGGAGCUGCACCUGCUGGAGGGCAAGGUGAAGAAUCUCACCCUGGAGGCGAGUUCGGGUCAGGUGAGGUACGGCGUGUCCCCGACGCGGCAGACAGCAGGGAGGAGCACGGAACUCCUGAAGGCAGAGCUUGCGCGUCGGGAUGCCACCAUCCAGAGGCUCAGACGGGAUAUAUUGCUCUCUCACCAGGCCCGCGAUGCGCAGACCGCCCAGCUGGACGCCCAGGAGCAGCGGAUCUCCCAGCUGCGGAGGGAGCUGCAGGAGGAGCAGCAGGAGCUGCAGAAAGGGCACAGCCGCACCCAGCAGCUGCAGAGGGACCUCCUCUCCACGGCCAAGCAGGCAGAGGAGCUCCGCGCGCAGGUCUCGGAGGUGAAAGGUCGUCUCGUGCAGGUGGAGGGGGAGAAUGAGGCACUCAGGGGGUUUAAAGAGCAGCAGAGUGCUGAGGUGGACAGGCUGUCGGCAGAGCUGUGCUCCCUGCAGGCGGUGCAGAGCGAGAGGGGGAGCAGGGAGGCAGCGGAGGUGGAGAGGAGGCUCCUGGAGCUGCAGAGGGAGCUCUCUGAAACACAGGACCAGCUGAAAGAGCGUCAAGACAAAGCGCAGGAGGCCAGCCAGAGAGCACAGGAGGAGAUAGAGAAGCUGAAGACAGAGGUGUCCAGUCUGAAGGUGCUUCACAGCUCAGCCAGACAGCAGCUGCAGGAGAGGUCUGUGGAGGAGCGGAGGCUGCAGAAGGCGUUGGAGGAGCUGCAGGUGAGGGAGAGUGAGAGGGAGAGAGGCUGCACAGCCAUGCAGCUGCAGCUCGGACGCACCAGGGACGAGCUCCACAGCGCCACCCACAGGUUUCAGCAGCAGGAGCGUGCAGCUCAGGAGCAGGGGGAGGAACGGCAGCGGUUGGAAGAGCGCUGUGAAAAGCUGCAUGGGGAGGUGAGCCAGCUGCAGGAACAGCUGGAGAUCGAGAGGGGAGCGCUACAGAGACAGCUGUGUGAGAAGGAGGAAGAGCUGGAGAAGAUGACGACUGGACACAAGCAGCUGAAGGACAAGGUCGUCGCCGCAGAGCGCAAGGUGGAGCAGACCGAGGCGCAGGCGGCUCGGCUGCAGCGGGAGGCGGAGCUGGCGGGGCGCUGGAGGCGGGAGGAGUGGGAGUGGAGAGACCGCUGCCACAGGGCCUCGGAGGAGCUGCGGAUCAGGGACACAGAGCUGGCGGAGGUGCGGCGUGCCCGGGACACCGCCCUCAGGGGCCUCAAACAGCAGGAGGAGCGGGCCCAGAGGCUGGGGGCCGAGAGACAGAGCCUGCAGGAGACGCUGGAGGACCUGGAGUCCCGGCUGGCCCAGCGAGAGGAGAGGACGGCGGCCCUGGCCGCGGAGGCGGGGUCUCUCAGAGCGAGGCUGCAAGCCCAGUGUGACGACACCCACACUCUCCGCCAACAGCUGCUCAGCUCCCAAGAUGCACUGCAGCAGGUGACGGCGGAGCUGAGGGCCUGCAGGGUUCACAUGGAGGAGCAGGAUGCCCAGAAUGUGGAGCAGGUGGAGGAAAUCCAGGCAGAGCUUGUUCAGCUUCAACAGCAGUACACCACCUGCUACAGCCAGCUGGUGCAGGAGGAACAGGCUGUCUCCAGGCUGAAGGAGGAGCUGGGGGAGGAGGGGGUGCAGAAGGAGAAUCUGGCCUCUCAGGUGAUGGAGCUCAGUGCAGAGACCCAGAGACUGCAGCAGGAGCUGGAGCGGCUCUCAGAGAAACACAAGGCAGCCCAGCAGGAGGUGGUCAGCAGGGAUGAAACCAUCCUGAAUCUGACAGCUGAUCUGAGGACAGCCCAGGAGCAUCUGAAGACAGCGCAGGAGGAGCUGUCAGGCCAGGUCCAGGAGGCGCAGGAGCGAGCGGAGGAGGUGAAGGCCCAGCAGGAGGAGGUGGGGAGACUGCGGGAUGCUGUGAGCCAAAGGGAGGCCACCAUAGCAGAGGAGCAGGAGCGAGUGACACAGCUGCAGCAGGAGAGAGACGGCCUGCGAGCUCAGUGUGAGGGCCAGCAGGGGGCGCUGAGUGAGCUGAGGGGGGAGGUGGAGCGGCUGCAGGCGGAAGCGGGGGCUCAGGGGGAGCGCUGGGAGGAGGAGGUGCGGGGCCUGUGGGAGGAGCUGCAGGAGGCGCAGGCCCGGGUCCAGCAGCACCGCGGGAGCGCCGAGCAGCUCCGAGCCGAGCUGGACCAGGCCCAGACGCAGCAGAGAGAGGCGGAGGAGCAGUCUUCUCAGAGACAGACCAAGCUGCUGUCUCAGGAGGUGGAGCUGAGCAGACUCAGGACCGCCCUCCGGGGGGCGGAGUCAGAGGCUGCGGACGCAGAGGCCCGCCUCCAGGCCCUGUCCGGAUCCCUGGACGUCUGCAGGCAGAAGUACCAGACCUGCCUGGGCAAGGUGACCGAGCUGGAGAGGACCAUGCAGGCCAAGGAGCAGGAGCUGGAGGAGGCGCGGGCACAGGUGUCGGAGGGUGAGGACCAGGCUCUGCGGCUGCGCGCGGAGGUGGCGGUGUUGCACAGCGACCUGCAGACGCACCGCGCCCAGCUGGAGAGCGGCGACGACGCGCUGAGCGCUCUGAGCCUGCAGCUGCAGGAGCUGCAGAAGGAGCUGCAGGACAGCCGCAGACACGCGCAGGAGUGCGAGCAGGUCAUCGGCACCCUGAGGGAGAGCUGCGCAGAGCUGCGCGGACAGCUGGAGGAGCGGGAGGAGACAGUAGUGAAGAUCCAGGCAGAUUUCUCAGCCUACAGAGCGACCCACAUCCACCCAGACUCGGACUACGACUCACAGCUCUCCCACAUACAGGAGCUCCAGCAGGGGCUGGCCCGUGCUGUGGAGCAGUGCGCUCAGAGCAGCCAGGAGCUGAGCGACUGUCAGAGGGAACAUAGGCAGCUCAGGGAGGAGAUGUGCCGGCUCUCAGAGCAGAGAAACUGCAGCCAGACAGAGGUGUUGCGGCUGCAGGAGGAGGUGCGGCAGCUGCAGGGGGAGGUGGUGGCGGAGGUGCAGCGCGGUCAGGCGGAGGUGAGCAUGCUGGAGCAGCGAGCAGCUCGGCUGGAGGAGGACCUGCAGUCUGCACUGAGGCAGUGUGCCCAGAAAGAGCAGGCUGUGCAGAAGAGGGACUCCCUGCUGCGGAGGUCAGAGGCCGACCUGACGGAGGCCCGCGAGGCGAUCCGAGGCAAGGCGGCAGAGGCAGAGAGGCAGGCCACGCUGACCCGGGGGCUGGAGGCCGACGUGCAGAGGCUGAAGAGAGAGAGCCGACAGAGGGAGAAGGAUUGCACCGCCCACAGGGCGGAGCUUCUGCAGCUGAGGGAGGAGCUGAAGGAGGCGCACACUCGCUGCAGGGACACAGCUCAGGAGCUGGCUCGGCAGGAGGAGAAGGUGGUGCUGGUGGAGGGGGGGCAGCUGCGGGCGCAGGAGCAGCUGGGGGAGAGGGUGGCGGAGGUGGUGCGGGCGGAGAAGGCCCAGAGGAAGCUGCAGGCGGAGCUGCGCAGACUGAAGGAGCAGCUGGACAGCGCGGAGCACGAGAUCCAGGGCUACAGGGGCCUGGUGGAGAGACUGAAAGGGGAGGCCAGUGAGAGCCGGAAGGCCCAGCUCAGCGCCCAGCAGGACAGCGACAGACACCAGCAGGGGGCGCUGCAGCUGCAGGAAGAGCUGGCCAGCUGCAGGCAGAUGGUCAAAACUCUGCAACAGCAGCUGCAGGAGCAGGUGGAGGCGGGGCAGGCGCUGCGGGGGGAGGUGCUACAGGAGCAGCGCCGGGCGCAGGAGCUGCAGAGCCGGGCGCAGAGCGGCAGGGAGAGGGAGGCCAGCCUGGAGACCGAGAGCGAGGAGCUGAGGAGCAGGCUGACCGCAGCGAGCAACCUGGUGCGGGAGCAGGAGAAGCAGUUGUGCAGCCUUCAGGAGCGUGUCUCCGAGCUCCACAGCGCCACCCUCAGGCUGCAGGGGGAACAGGCCGCCUGCCAGGCCCAGCUGCAGCAGUGCAGGAAGGAGCUGGAGGCCAGCGAGAACCACCGCCAACGACGCGGCCAGGAGGUGGCUGUGCUGGAGGACUCGGUCUCCGUGCUGAAGGCGGAGCUGGAGCAGGCUCGGGACCGGGGCAGGCAGGAAGCCAGAGAGAGGGCCGCCGCUGAGCAGAGCCUCAAAGAGCUGAGGCUGGAGCUGGCCACUGCUCAGGGCUCCCAGAGGGAGAGCAUGGAGCUGCUGGCGGAGCGCAGUCGUGAGGCGGCGGGUCUGCGCAGCGAGCUGUCCAGGCUGCAGCAGCGCAGUGUGCAGCUGGCCGAGGAGCGAGCCGCCCAGGAGGACAGAGCGAGGCAGCUGAGCGCAGACCUGCAGACGCUGCGGGGUGCCAGCAGACACAGUCAGGACGAGGUUCGGACGUGUGAGGGCAGGCUGGCGGAGCUGAGCGCCCAGCUGUCACGCGCCCAGCGCUGGGGGCAGGAGCAGCUGGCCACGCUCGAGUCCCGGGAGCAGGAGGCCGUGGCGCUGAAGGUGGAGCUGGCCUCCCUCAGGGAGAACUACCAUGCCAAGGCCAGCCAGGUGGAUGUCCUGAACUCGCAGCUGGAUUUGAUGACGCAGAAGUACAGAACAGCAGCCAGUGAGGUGGAGGUGUUGCGGGAGUCUCUGGGGAAUGCUCGCACGGACAGCUCCCGCCUGCACAGGGAGAGCGAGCUGGUCGUCACCAACGUCAACCAGUGGGUGAAGGAGCAGAAAGAGGCCAACGAGAAACUGGGGAGCAGGAUUAAAGAGCAGAGCAAGAAGAUCGUCCACCUCGCGGCGGAGAAGGACCACCUGCAGGAGAACAUGGAGGCCCUGCACAAGGAGAACCGGAGGCUGAAGGCCGAGUUAGACGACAGGAGGAUCGAGGUGGAGAGACUCAGGGCACUCCAGGAGGGUGUGAUUGAGCAGCGCAGUGUCUUUCCCCGACUGCCCAGCCAGGUGCCAGUCCUAGCAUCAGAGCAGGCCCUCAGACAAGGAGAGAACCCGAGGCGAAAGAGGGCCCUGGCCGCCAACCUGCCCUGCAGCUAGCGUGAGACCGGCAUCCCGCCAACGGCCUCACGCCCUGGGGGCGGAGCAGGCCAGAGGAGCACAGCGGAGCAGGCCCCGAUUGGCCAGCCAGAGCCAAUCCUGCUGAAUCUCAGGGAGCGACCUGAGUGGACACACCCUCGCAAUAAAGGCGUGUGAUAGGCUGAAGACACACACGCAGCACUGAACUCCCGCAGUGUCGACCAACGAUGGUGAAUCUGAAAACUGUUACAACUGAACCGAUGGGGUGGUGCUGGAGAUG